UCGGACUGGAGCCAGGUUAGCUCACUGGUUGUGAUCUGAAAUAACUUAUUUCCACCUCACUGGACAGUAUUUUGUUGGUGAUUUCAUGCAGGUGUGAGUGUGAAAAGACAGCUUUGAAAGCACUUUUCACUUCACCGUAUCAUACGUCACAGUGCUGACCUGGCCAGUGAAUAGGAUCGGGAAAGCAGUCUGAAUAUGAAUCCAUAUUAUUGUGCCUGGUGGGAUUGUGCUUGAACUUUAUUUUUUGAAAAUGUGUUUGGAUUUUUAUACGAUGGAUACAUGAUGCAGGUGGUUUGUUUUGAAAAAUUUGUUGCUGUGGAUUAUUUUAGAAAUUUGAAACAACUGAGUGGCUGGAACAGCUCUGCGGAUGCACUAAUGUGGGUGUUGGGACAGUGGAAGGAUGCUCCCCAAUAAUUGGUUUAGGAAACAGACUAUAGUUCUUCUGGCGGGGCUUACACUGUGCUGUGAAUUAUUCCUGAGGUAUGCACUGCCUUGAGUGACACAGAGAAACAGAAUCUGCCGACUACCAGAGGAGUGAAGCGGCACAUCCAGGCAGGAAGCUUCUGUCAGAAUGCCCCCUCCCCGAGUGUUUGGUUGGGUAGUAGCUUCUUCCAAUCCUCCACACAACUGUGGCUGCAAUUGAGUACUACUACGCUGCCACCAUUCAUGAGGCGAUGUGCAUCCCACUUCUGACAACAGUUGGGGAACUGUCCUAUAUCCUUCAAUUACACAGAACAGGCAGGGACUAAUAGAGGAACUAAAGGCGUUUAUCUUAGUGAGACUUUUUUUACUGCACUAUGGGCUGUUAUCACAGGCAGUGAAGGAUUACUGGUCAGUCUCAGCUAGGAUUUCCAUGUCAUACAGGCCAUCCCUGGUAGGAUGUUUGUUGGAGAGAGUCUCCUGACCAAGCAGUAAUGGCAACAAGUGGCCCUGUGUCUGUGUUAGAUAGUGGUAGAAGAGAAGCUGCUGGAACAUUGAGGGACAGAGUCACCCGGCGGCGGAGUCCGGCACGCUGUGCCAGUAGGUCCUCUAUUCAUGAAUUACAACUUAAUGAGCUUCAAGUGAAUGACUUUGAUAUAGAUUAUAGGAUUCCACAGCCGUACAGAACAAGUUUCAGUGCCACCCAUUCUGUGGAGAAGAAGGUAGGACGAAGCAGAUCCUUAAGUCCUUCAUCUAGUCUGAGGAGUGGAAGAAGGCCCAAAGGAGCCAGAAGUAGGUCCAAGAGUCCAAAGCGAGUGACAUAUGACACGAGAGUCACUGUGCGCCACUCGGAUACAGAGGAUAGUAUGUUCACAGAGCUUUCUAGUCAUGAGUUUGAAUCUAGUCCACAAAGUUUGACAAUCAAUUCGCAUCCAAAUAAAUUGAACACGUCAAUACGAUCUGCUGAUUCUGGGAUUGAUUAUUCUUCCCAGCUGCGGGACAUCUCUCAACAGAUAUACAAGAUGGAUUGGUCCCCACAUAACACGCUCGACAAAUCAAGUCGCCAUCCCCACGGGAUUCUGAAGGACAAACAAAACUCAGUCAAUGUGUCUCCUGUGUCUCCCGUGUCUCCCCUGUCUCCUGUGUCGCAUGAUAGCAUACAGGUCUCCCCGCAGAGUCCUGUGUCAAUUGAUAUUGGGAACAAAGAGAACAGUCCAGAUGGUUCAGUGAGUAGAACAGGAGAUACUGACAAGAGAAGGAUUAUCACGAAGGAAUAUUGCUAUGACCGGACCAUAAGCUACAGGAUUGCGGUACAGGAGGAACCGUCAGAUGAACAUAUCGGGGAGGAGAUUGUUGAUGGUAAGCCUCCCAAAGACAAAGGUGUUAGGAAAGAGAGGUCCAAUACUCUGCCAACACAGAACCUGGAAAAUGGGCAGCUCUCCCCAAUGAAGAAGAGUGUCAGCACCAGUAUUAGCAAUUUCUUCCGGAAGAUUUCACCGAGACUUGGAAGAAAGAACAGCAAAGACAGAUCAGGCAAGUCCAGCUCGGCUAGUGGGAGUGCACAGAGUCUGGCAGUAAGUGAUGGGGCGUCAGAUGGUCAUGAAAACGAUCGCUUCUCUAGGAGUAAAGUCAGAAGGUCAUUCAUGAAGCUGAUCGGCAGAUCGAAAUCCAGGUCAAAAACUCGUGGAGAUUCUGGCCAGAUUUCACCACAAACAAAAGAAGGUCAUGGCUUACCAGAUGCAAAUCCAGACCAUAGCGGGCCUGUUACCCCAAAACAGCAACAGCUUCCUCAGUCAACCAACAGAUUGAUGAAAUCCAUUGAGCGCAACUCUUUGUCAGAGAGAGAUGUAUAUUCAAAGUUCAAAGAGAAGCAGUCGCCUAACAGACCUAAUGAGGUAAGCCCUGGAGGAAGUAAACCUCUUGCUGUUCGCCCAGUGCAAGAUUCAGCUAAUGAGUCUGGUUACAACAGUUCCAGCAUCACUGUGGACAGUGGGCAUAUCUCGGACUCAACAUAUCAGUUGGAGCAGGAGAGGGGCAAGCCCAACCCGCCCAAGUCGCUAGACGUCAUGCCGCCAAGGGCAGUCAAGGCAUUGCAGACAUCGGUCAUCAGCAGCAUAUCAGGGGAUGAGUCCAUUGGGGAGUGUUCCCUUGAUGUCAAUCUCACAGGAAAGGGAAGACCGUCUCAGAUGGAAGAUACACCAGCAAGUGAACCGUCCCUCCUCAGCCAGUCUACAAGCUCAAGACAGGCUGUGAUUGGCCAGGAGUCUUCAGAAGGGACCAUACUUUCGGACACCAGUUCAAGCAACAGAGGCAAGGACAAGGGAUCCCUGAACAAUGUUCUGACAGAGAGUGACAAGGAGAAUGCCAUACCGGACCUCAAGUCACCAUCACUUACCAACUCCUGGGACCUCUCCCCACAAGACCCCAACCGGAAACCUUCGUAUUUGAAAAUAAGUUGUGCGGUUAGCGGCUAUGGCCGAUACAGUCAGUACUCUUCCUAUAAAAACAUAGAGAAGCGUUCCCCUUUUUCUAGUACAUCGUCCCUCCGCUCAAUCCCAAGUUCACCGGAUAUGCCGUCCGUACAGAGUCCCAGUGAGGACAGGACUCGUGAUGAGUGUUUGCGAUCAGCUCUUGGACAGACACUGCAGAGCCCUCUUGUGGCCAAUGGACAGUCGACGAAAAAUGGAAGUAUACUAAAUGGACAUGGUCAAGUGUAUCCCACAGGAGAUAAAAUCAAGGAUGGGGAGUACUACCUGCAGGCCACCCAGCUGGAGGAGGACAGACUUCAGUCCUUGUGUGACCAGGCCAACACAGAGCUCAAGGAGCACAUACUGCCAGAGGAAGUGUCGGGUAGAUUGCGGGCAGCUGUUGGCAAGGGCAACUUGUUAGUCACACAGAAGUUUCAGCAGUUCAGGGACUUGUGUUCACAACACAUGUGCCCCAAGGCUGGUGAGAAAGAGACGAAGUGGGAGGAUCUGCAAGGAUUCUGGGAUAUGAUCAAGAUACAGGUGGAUAGUGUAGACGACUUGUUUGCUGAGAUUGCGCUAAUGCGGCAAAACGGGUGGAAGGAGAUUCCACGACAACCAUCACGGAGAAGCUCCGCAAGUUCUAGUCCAAAGUCUGGCAGUCUGUCUCAGGGUAGCACACCCUGUCACACACCAGGAUCAAAACGGAAAGGGUUGAAAACAAAAGAUACACCCGAGUCUUCCCCAGAGAGAGUACAGAAGGCACGUCUUGCCUCAAAAGCUCGAGAUGACGCAAGGAAAAAGAUGCUGGCUGAGAAGAGGGCUGCGAUGAAACAGCAGCAGGCAAACCAGGAAGUAGAAAUCUACAUGCCUGAAAACACGAAAAAAUGACAAGAAGAGUAACCGUUUCCUGUUGAGAUUAUUGUGUACAUCAACAACUACUUCAUAUGUAUAGUUACCAAAUAUAUGAGACUUCCAAACAAGAUGGCAUUUAUAUAGGAAAUGUGUAUCAUAGGUAUAGUGUAUACUUAUGGAGAAGUACAUUCAUACCAAGUGCAAUCAUAUUUCAUGUCUUGCCUAGUCACCAUCUAGCAACCCUUACUUCCACGUUUCGUGCCUUUUUUUCGUUGACAAUUGUAGAUAGUUGACUUUGUGGAGUAAGGGUGGCUGGGGUUGAAACGAUUAGGUGAAAAUCGCUCAUGAUCUUUUGGGCCAAAAGCCUCAGGUGGAUGAUGAAAUCAACAACAUCUUCAUAUUUUCAGAGUCGUUCCAUAUCCACAAAAUAUUUUCAAAUAUUGAUGCAAUCACAAGUGUGUACUUGAUCAGGUAUGAACUGUGUGAGGAUACAAAAAUCAUUGUUCUUUCGUCUUUGUACUAUGUGAAAAUGAACUUUUGUAUUUGAAAGGCUUUUGGCUCCAAGUCAAAUCAUUAACGUUUACUUGCAAUGGUGCGUUUCUGUGUGCAUAUAUUUGGUUUAAUUUGUCUUAAGUCAAUUUUGAAGGUGCACAUUAUGAAACUUUGUUAGCCUACAUAUUAUGCAAUCUGCUGAACAUGCUUACCAGAACUAUGCCUUGUUACUAUCAUUAUUAUGAUGUGUAUUUUUUGCAUUUGUUAUCGCAGUAUUCAAAAUGAUAAUGACAGUGGAAAAUAUUGUUACAGAUUUCUAGUUGGCAAGGGAUGUGGCCUCACUUGAAUUUGAAGCAUUUCUUUUGUUCAUGUAAAUACGCAACUAAAAUUAUACUGGAGUACACAAUGUUAAUAAGGUUAAAGCUGUAAUAAAUUAUAAGAUUUUUAUCCCCGCCUGGCUCACUACAUCAUUUUUUUGUCAUUAUAUAACAAGACUACUGCUAGAUGUGUCCCCUAAUGGCUUCACUACUUGAAAUACACCAUAAACAUUGUCCUACAAAACAUUCAUGCUUCAUGAAAAUCACACCCCUGUGUGUAUCUCACUCACACACACACACACACACACACACACACACACACACACACACACACACACACACACACACACACACACACACACACACACACACACACACACACACACACACACACACACACACACACACACACACACACACACACAAAUAAUUGGUUUACAGUUUUACAUCCCAUCCGCCUCACAUUUGAAAAUAAAUUAGAUGAAUAUUUAAUGAUUAUUUGUGUGGCCUGAAGAAAAACACAUAUGUGAUUGCACUGAAAUACUUUUUACUUGAUGGAAUGUUAUUAACUAGAUAUGUACCAAUAUACCACUGUCACAAAAUAAUGUGUACAUAAAGAAUUUUAUCUGAACUCUUGUCAGCUACCGUACAGCGAUCGGGCCAUAUAUCAACACUAUUUAUUUGGGAUAUUUUAAAGUUAUGCUAGCGCAUUAUUUCAUUUGGAAGAAAUGAGCGUUUUUGGUUAUUGUUUUGUAUUGUAUUUGUAGGCAUAUUUUCAUGUACUUUCUCUAUUUAUUGUGCAAGUGUUGAUACAAUGAAAUAAUUUAUGCCAGUAUAGGCAAUGAUUGUUUAAAGGUGCUCUUACAUCUCAAGGUUGUCUCUAUAAUUCCCAUCACAGUAUUGUUUUGUUGUACCAUCUUUAAUGCCAAGAAAUUCACAAAACCUGCUAGGAAUACACCUGCUACUUCAAAAACAAGGGCAAGCAACCUGGCGUGGUAUUAUAUUUUUAUGACCUUUCCUUCGGAUAUGGAUGUAUUACCUCCCCUCGAUCAGUUUCCUUACAAAAAGUUACUUCCCCUUGGUAACUGUCAAUUUCAAAAUUCAUGAUUUCCUUCACAUCUGAAAACAGUUUUUGAUAUUUCACGAUUGAUAAGAAUUAUGACAUUCCCUUGGCAGAGAGUUGAAAUGAAAAUUUAAUUUAAGACCAUGAAAGCUUUGUUAAAUUGAGCACACAAGGACAGCUACAUUGUGUUUGAGGAAAUAUGUUGUGUUAGUAUCAAGGCAGCAAUAAUGUGAUGGAAAUUGUGUAGAUAAGCUAGGAGAGAAUCAAUAUCAUGUACGUAUCCUGAAUUUUCAUGUAAAAUGUACAUAUAUUUUCAUUAUGAGCGUAUAACCCUUCCAGUUAGCACAUACUGGGACCUACACCAGUCAAUAUAUUUAUGAUACUUUCAUGUCUCAGUUUCAUACAAAAGUGGAGUGACAAUUGGCUUGUCAAACACAUACAUGUAGACUGUACUAGCAAAGUAACCAGUACAUUUCAUGUUAUUAAUUGCAUAUAACAUGCAUGUUAAUGACAAGUCUACCAGCAAGUGAUAUUAAUGUAUUAUCUGUUCUAAAGGUUUGGGGUGAUUCAGACUGCUAUACCACCAUUGACAAUUGACAAGUCAAACUGAAAAAUUGAUUUUUAAUAACAAGGAAAAUAUCACUGCUUAUUACAAGCCAAAGAUAUUUAAGAAAUUAUGACAUUGCUUGUGCACAUCUUUGACACAAAAUGCCAAAUUGUUCGUUUGCUUCCAAACAGAUAGACUAUCAAAGUUUCUGCACAAAUUAUACCGAACUUACAUGAGAAGCAAUUAAUAGAAACAUAUUUGAUUAUUUUUCUAUUCCCAAAGUUUUUCUGUUUUAUUAUGAAAAUUGGUUUUGCAAUAAAGUGAUACAAUAUCACAGUCUAACUGAUAUAUAAAAAUAAUUAUCCCACCUAUAUAUGUGAAAGUGAUAAUCACAGGAGGUGCCAGUCAUGUUGGCAAGGACAAAAUAUAAACAAUAAGGAAUGUAUUACCAACAGGUAAAGCUUGUGUAACUAUCCAUGCUGACAGAAACAGACCUGGAAUAUUGUUAACUUGUAUCGACUAUAUGACCAAAUUUUGUAUGGUGAUGUUAAAGUGGUUUACAAGUACUAGACUUACAGAAUGUAGAUUCUUGUAUUGUUGAUCAGUGUUUGUGACAUGUGGCUUUUUAAUCAAUGGAUGAUUUCUUUGCCCAUAAUUUGUUACCAACAUGGUAAGAUUUGUUGACGAACGUUUCCAUACUGAAGUGGGACACGACGUUUUGGAGCCUGGGAAGUUGCCUGGUUUGUAAAAACAAUGAUCAUAACUACAAAUGGUCAAAAAUAUAUGCAGAACAUGCCUGAAAUAUCCAAACUGGAUACCAACCUAAAAUAGUUAGUUUUGAUUUAGUUGUUUUGGUCAUCAACCUGAAUAUUUGAAAUCAUUGUUUGAUGAAGUUUUGCCUUAUAAUUGUACAGUAAAUCUUUCAUCAAGGGUUUUGAAAUUCUUGAGAGAAAGAUGCAUUUUUCAUUUGUUUAUUGGAUUGACAUGUUCACAUUGCAGGCUUUCAUGUCAUGAUUACGUUGCAAGGAGUACACUGUAAAACUUGGGAGACAAUUCAUAAUUAAUUAAAGGCCUUGGAAACAAAGAAAUGACAUACAGUAUUUUGCUAAUGAAUCUCCAAGCUUUUAAUAUUGUGCAGUUUGAUAUGCAUGUCAGAAUAAAAUGAAAUGAGAAAAGAGCA
This is a messenger RNA of Haliotis rufescens (red abalone), 7339 nucleotides long. RefSeq lists its product as uncharacterized. Gene Ontology annotation, biological process: signaling. Gene Ontology annotation, molecular function: molecular adaptor activity. Bases 915 to 3776 code for a protein of 953 amino acids. Gene Ontology annotation, cellular component: glutamatergic synapse; postsynaptic specialization. Lineage: Eukaryota; Metazoa; Mollusca; Gastropoda; Lepetellida; Haliotidae. The record is from RefSeq and is a predicted model, not a curated record. The transcript is spliced from 9 exons.